Messenger RNA from Rhinolophus ferrumequinum (greater horseshoe bat), 3529 nucleotides. It is a transcript of the gene FAM222A, whose product is annotated as family with sequence similarity 222 member A. The transcript has 3 exons. NCBI's taxonomy places the organism in Eukaryota, Metazoa, Chordata, Mammalia, Chiroptera, Rhinolophidae. The record is from RefSeq and is a predicted model, not a curated record. The coding region runs from base 932 to 2290 and encodes 452 amino acids.
CGAGGCUGAGGCCCCGGGAGUCCCCGCGCGUCGCCCGGGGCCAUGGGCGCGUGAGAGCCCAGCGCGCGCCGCCUCUACUGCACCUCGCGAGCUCACACGCCCGGUGCACCGUUCUCCCGGCGGUCCCCACGUCCUUCCUGCUCCACCCGGACUUGUUAUUUCUCGGCGCGGAGGUCCCCGGCGCUGCAUCCGAGCCUCCGCCUCCCGCUGCCGCCGCCUCGGCUGCCGCUGCUCUCCGGCUUCCCCUCCCCCCACUCCCGGGGCUCGGAGCAAGAGGAGGAGGGGCCGGUGCAUUCUCGCGACCGCUCUUUGCAACCUGCGGGGGCCGGUGCAUGCCCAGCGAGGCGCCCGGGCCGCUGCAGGUGCGUGCAACCCCAACGGAGACGACCCUCCCCCCAACCCCGGGCGAACCGGGGGGCUGCAAGCCGCCGGCGGGCGGUCGAGCGAGAGGAAGCAACAAAGACCGGCUGCAGCUGGGGCCGGCGAGAGGGGCUGCGGCCGCCGGGCUCCGGGCGCCGGCGGAGAGGGCGCCCCGGGGAGCGGCGCGGGCCGAGCUGCAGCCUUGAGCGGGACCCCUAGGGGAGGCGCAGCGCCGCCCGCCGGACGCAGUGAGCACAGGCCCCAAGUGAGGAUGCGCCGCCUGAGCGCCCGCGCGGCCCGGGUUCCGGGCGGCCGCGACCCCCGCUGAGCAGAGAGAACCUCCACCCCCGACUUCGGACGCCUGGAUCGCGCUCACUGAUAGCGUCCUUUCCCACCCGGAGAGAGGUAUCAGCUCCCAAGAGGGGCUUCCUCAGGCAGCUCUGCCCCCUCUGCAUGGCUGCGACCCGGCGAGCGGAGGGUCGUCGCCGCUGAGACCUGGGGCCCUUCGACGGCCUGGCUGAUCCGGGAACCUGCCGCAGAGCGUGCCGCACCGCAGGCCCCCAGCUCAGCCAUGCUGGCCUGUCUGCAGAGGACCCAGAACCCACCAGGCCAACACCUGGCCUGCCCGAGCAAGAGCCUGGAGCUGCGGAAGUGCGAGACGGUGGCCAGCUCCAUGCAUUCCUCCCGCUACCCAAGCCCCGCCGAGCUGGACGCCUACGCUGAGAAGGUGGCCAACAGCCCACUGUCCAUUAAGAUCUUCCCCACCACCAUCCGUGUGCCGCAGCACAAGCACCUCAGCCGCACCGUCAACGGCUACGACACCAGCGGCCAGCGCUACAGCCCCUACCCGCAGCACGCCGCCGGCUACCAGGGCCUGCUGGCCAUUGUCAAGGCUGCCGUCUCCUCCUCCAGCGUGGCCGCGCCCGCGGGGUCUGCCAAAAGCGUGCUUAAGAGCGCCGAGGGCAAGCGGACCAAGCUGUCACCGGCUGCCGUGCAGGUGGGCAUUGCACCCUACCCAGCACCCAGCACUCUGGGGCCCUUGGCCUACCCCAAGCCCCCCGAGGCUCCCGCCCCGCCUCCUGGGCUGCCUACAGCUGCUGCCACUGCCACCUCCGUCAUCCCUCUGCCGGGCCGUGGCAUGGCCCUGCCGCCUUCCAACCUGCCCUCCAUUCACAGCCUGCUCUACCAGCUCAACCAGCAGUGCCAGGCCCCAGGUGCCGUGCCCGCUGCCUGCCAGGGCGUGGCCGUGCCCCACCCCAGCCCGGCCAAGCACGGGCCUGUGCCCAGCUUCCCCAGCAUGGCCUACUCGGCGGCUGCCGGCCUGCCCGACUGCCGGAAAGGCACCGAGCUGGGCCAGGGAAGCACUGCCGCCUUGACGUUAGCGGGGGCCACCAAGCCUGCAGGGUACGUGGACAGCGGCCUGGAUUACCUGCUGUGGCCACAGAAGCCACCCCCACCACCACCCCAGCCACUGCGGGCCUACAGCGGUGGCACGGUGGCCAACAAGUCCCCCGAGGCUUGCGGGGGGCGGGCGUAUGAGAGGGCCAGUGGGUCGCCCCUCAACUGCAGCGUGGGGCUGCCCACCAGCUUCACAGUGGGCCAGUACUUUGCCGCCCCCUGGAACAGUGUGCUGGUGACCCCCACCAGCGACUGCUACAACCCAGCAGCGGUGGCCGUCACGGAGCUGGGUCCUGGAGUGGCCCGAGACCUGGCGGGGCCCCCCGCCGAGGCACUGUCAGGCCUGCCCAGCAAGAGCGUGUGCAACACGGCCGUGCUAAGCAGCAGCCUGCAGUCCCUGGAGUAUCUCAUCAACGACAUCCGGCCACCCUGCAUCAAGGAGCAGAUGCUGGGCAAGGGCUAUGAGACGGUGGCAGUGCCCCGGCUGCUCGACCACCAGCACGCCCACAUCCGCCUGCCAGUCUACAGAUAAGGCCCGCCCGGCGGACGCGCGGACAGAUGGACAGGGCACCGAUAGGGGGGAGGCAGGCCGCAGGGCAGGGUGGGGGCACGCCCUGUGCCCACCGAUGCCCACAGGGAAGCCAGGCUGGCUGCUGCCGGGCCUGCUGGGGUUUGGCCGGGUGACCUUGUUCACCAAGGCCCCUCCCCCUGUCAGCUACCAGGACACGGGGAGGCUCUGGGGCAGCUGCUGACUUCCAUGCCUUCCUCCAUCCACACUGGCAGAGCAGCAGGGGGAGAGAAACCACUUAAAAAUAGGAGUGGUUCUUCCUGGCUCUCCCAGGAGAGGAGCUCAGGCCAGGGUGGGAUGAAGGAAGAAAGGUGAUGGUCUGGAGUCAGAGUGAGGUCAAAGUAGCUCCCAGGGGUCAGGUAGCGUCUGCCCCCACGAGCCCCCCAGUAGCCUGGAAAAGGAGCACAGGGGGACUGUAAGAAGUCACUGGGCCCUCAGUGUCCUCCACUGGCCAAUCCAGGUGAAGACCACUCGAAUAGAGGCUCCGGGGACUAUUACUGGCUCCCCUGCACCUCCUCCUCUAGACUCUCCUGCCCCUCCCCCCAUUCCUUCCCAACACAGAAAAAUCGCACCCCCAUCCCACAUCUCCAAACCCCGGACUACCACCUUUCCCGUUCUCUCCAGUACAUCGUACAGGGCUGCUGGGCACAGUUAUGUAGGCUGUGCACUGCACAAGGGCACCUCAUCCAAGGAGACACCACUUGCAUCCUAGACUUGUAUAUUUAUUACAGCAAUUUUCCGAAUCUUGAGGAAGGGGUGCCAUUUCCCUAUUCGCACAAAGGUACCAUAGGGGCUAACAAGGGGCCUGUCGUCUAAGACCCCAUCAGAAGGACCAUAGGAUGCCCUCUUCAGGGUUUCUCCUAGGAGCCAGUGAGGGGGCAACCUUCUGGUUUUAACUGGGAGACCCAGUGCAACUCUUUUCCAGCCAGCUCCCUCCAAGGCCUGCUCAUCAAGCAGGGGAAGACAGGCAGGGGUCCCCCCCACUGAGUCCCCAAGGCCCAAAUUCCCCAAGUCCUGGCCCCUCUGGCGCUCCAGAAGCGGUACUGUAUCUCUCUCCAAGGCCUGUUCAAGCACUAAGUGCAUUUACAAAUCUCUGAGAAUGUUUUUUUUUUAUACUAAAAUUGACCAUUAUAUUCUACUGUGAGAAGUGCGGUCUGCACUAUAUUGUUUUAAAAACGAAGAGAAAGAAAAAAGCAAAACACA